Molecule: messenger RNA, 2575 nt
Organism: Limulus polyphemus (Atlantic horseshoe crab)
Lineage: Eukaryota; Metazoa; Arthropoda; Merostomata; Xiphosura; Limulidae
Product: NADP-dependent malic enzyme-like
Exons: 13
Coding region: 131-1882 (583 amino acids)
Biological process (GO): malate metabolic process; pyruvate metabolic process
Cellular component (GO): mitochondrion
Molecular function (GO): NAD binding; malate dehydrogenase (decarboxylating) (NADP+) activity; malate dehydrogenase (decarboxylating) (NAD+) activity
Source: RefSeq, a predicted model, not a curated record
GAAUCAGCUGACGAUAGGGGUAGACUAUAAGCUAUGCGAUUGGGAACAGAGUGCAACGCUAACUGAAGUUGUUAGACAGGUAUUAUUACGAACAUUGCCGACACGAAACAUUUAUACUAGGGCUAGAAAAAUGGGACAAAGUAAUCAAAAAGUGUACGAUGGAAGCGUCGAUCACUUCGGUUCUAAUGGAGACCCUUGCUGUGGAGACUCUAGUAAGAGAGGCAUAUAUUAUCUCCGAGAUCCUGUUUUAUGUAAGGGAUUGAAAUUCUCUGCACAAGAGCGAGAAAAUCUUGGACUUCGGGGACUUCUUCCACCCUCAAUCCGAUGUCUAGAAUCUCAAAUGCAGGCUGUUAUAGAAAACAUAGACAGACUCGAGGACAGUCUUAGUAAAUACAUGUAUCUUCGUCAACUCCAGGACUACAAUCAAAACCUUUUCUUCAAAGUCCUGAUGGAACAUACAGACAAACUUAUGCCUAUUGUUUAUACACCCACAGUAGGACUAGUUUGCAUCAAGUAUAGCCUAAUAUUCCAGCGUCCAAGAGGAAUUUUUCUAACUAUUCAAGACGCAGGAAGAAUUUACGACGUCUUAGGUAACUGGCCGGAAAAGGAAGUGAGGGCCAUAGUUGUGACGGACGGAGAGAGGAUUCUGGGAUUAGGAGAUCUGGGAGCCAAUGGUAUGGGCAUUCCAGUGGGGAAGCUAGCCCUUUACACGGCACUGGCAGGGGUCCCCCCAAAUAAAACGCUUCCGGUGACGUUGGAUGUGGGAACCAACAAUGAGAAACUUCUGAGUGAUCCCUAUUAUAUCGGGAUGCGUCACAAGAGGAUUCGUGGUCGAGAGUAUGAUGAUUUCAUCGAAGAGUUCAUGGAAGCUGCUAUCAAAAGGUUUGGAAGGUCGUGUUUGAUUCAGUUUGAAGACUUUGGUAACGAAAACGCCUUCAGGCUCUUGAAGAAAUUCCAGGAACGUUACAGUACCUUCAAUGACGAUAUACAAGGGACAGCAUCCGUCGCUGUAGCAGGAAUUCUCGCAAGUUUGAAGAUUACAGAUUUAAAAUUGUCGCAGAACGUGUUUUUAUUCCAAGGGGCAGGAGAAGCGGCACUGGGAACUGCCGAUCUGCUGGUAAUGGCGAUGGAACAAGAAGGUGUUAGUCGUGUAGAAGCCACACGCCGGAUAUGGAUGGUUGAUUCUAAAGGUCUAAUUGUAAAGAAUCGAGAAACAGGUGGCAUAACGGAGCACAAAGCUCGUUUUACUCAGGAGCACGAGCAUCUGACCAACUUGGAAGAUAUUGUGAAAACCAUAAAACCGACUGUUUUAAUAGGUGCAUCUGCCCAAAAAGGUGUGUUUUCUGAAAGCAUUCUUCGUACCAUGGCAGAGAACAAUGAGCGACCUGUAAUAUUUGCUCUCAGUAAUCCCACUGACAAGGCCGAGUGUACGGCAGAACAAGCUUAUACGUUCACUGAGGGUAGGUGUGUGUUUGCCAGUGGAAGUCCGUUUGACCCAGUCACAAUUGAAGAUCAAACGUUCUACCCCGGACAAGGCAAUAAUGCGUAUAUCUUUCCCGGGGUGGCGCUAGCAGUCAUUGAGUGUGGUGUUCACACAAUCGCAGACCAAGUAUUUUUGGUAGCUGCAAAGGCUCUAGCAAAUCAGGUAAAACAGGAGGACCUUGAGGAAGGCCGUCUCUAUCCACCUUUAAAGAAUAUCCGUGAUGUUUCUGUUCAAAUUGCUGCUAAGGUAGCGCAGUUUCUCUACGUAGAAGGGAUGGCUACACGUAGGCCUGAACCUGACGACAAAGUUGCCUUUUUACGAAGUAAACAGUACACUGCCGAUUACGAAAUGGCCACGUCCCACAGGCACCCUGUCACCAGCAAGGGCUUGCAUCACUAGACAACCAUUUUUCGUUACCUUAGUUACUAAAAGUAUGGCAGGGAUUACUUUUGAUGAAAUCAAUUGGAUGGGUGUUUUUAUGUACCAGAACAAUAGAUUGGGAGGUAUUAUUUAUUAGGCAUAAUAUAAGAAAAUUAGAUUUAACGGGCUAAGAUUUUGAUUGACUAGUUUGCAAUUAACUUACACAAGGGGGAAGUGAUAUAACUGGUACUAGUUAGUAAGUCGAGAAAGUACACAGAUAAAAUUUUAUUUAAGCUUGUUAGUAGCAGGUUAGGACAAUUAUGAUGUUAACAUAGAUUUGAUCAUGAAUCACUAUUAUCUAGAUAUUAUAAGCUAUGAUAUCUAUGUAACAAUGAGCUAGCGGUUAAAAAACUGUAUGUGUUUAUGGCAGUGUUUAACGUAUUGUUCAAGAGUUUGUCCGUAAUACACUAAUAUUAUAUAUUCUUUGCUGUGAGUCACAUAUCUUAAUUAUCAUUGAUGUAUUAUGGUGAUAUAUAUGCGUUAUUGUUAAAUUUUCUGCUGUUUUAUUUUGAAAUUUUAAAUAUGUUUGUGUCAAGAAAUUUCGUCUGUUAUAUUUCAACACCGUCUGAUUGCUAUACAAUGUGUUAUAUCGUCGUAGCAUGCAAGGAAUUUUAUUUACAUUUUUUUUCAUGUAUAUCAAAUGGAUUAAAAUAAAAAUCAUGCCAGUCUCAA